Molecule: messenger RNA, 3334 nt
Organism: Lepisosteus oculatus (spotted gar)
Lineage: Eukaryota; Metazoa; Chordata; Actinopteri; Semionotiformes; Lepisosteidae
Source: RefSeq, a predicted model, not a curated record
AGCUGCCAGCGGACUGUGUUCUUCAGAACAGAGGCGAGUCUUCCAUCCCUGCAAGCGCUAGAUGAGAAUGGCAUUUCUCCAGAGCUGCAGAAGAGGAAUAUGAAUGGACCCUGUGGUGUUCAGCCCACAAACAUCCAGGAAAACAGAACUAUGCUGUUUACGAUUGGCCAGUCCCAAAUCUUCAUCGUGAGUCCAGAUACAAAGAAAGUUGCCAUAGAAAAAAGCUUCAGAGAAAUCUCCUUCUGUUCUCAGGGAAUUCGGCAUGUGGACCACUUUGGAUUCAUCUGCAGGGAGUCUUUAGAAAACGGGACCUGCCAGUUUGUCUGUUAUGUGUUCCAGUGUACCAAUGAAGCACUGGUGGACGAGAUCAUGCUGACCCUGAAGCAGGCGUUCAGCGUGGCGGCCGGGCAGCAGAGUUCCAGGACGCAGGCCCUGCAGUGCGCCAGCUGUCCCAUGCAGCACCUCCACAGGCUGUGCGCGAGGAUAGAGGGUCUUCAUCCAUCCAAAGCCAAGCUUGAACUGCAGAAACAUGUCGCAACACUGAACAACAAGGAUCAGGCAUCGAUCUUUGAAAGAACUCAGAAAGCGAGACCAAAGUCCGAGCAGGAGGAAAACGAGCUGGUGAUGUCAAACUUGAGGUUGCUCUAUGAGGAGAGACAGAGGACCCAUGUGCACAGCAAUAAUGGGGAUCUGAAGCAGUCAUCGCAGAAUGUGCCAGAAGAUCCGCCCACUGAGAUGAGCAGCAGUCGGAUCCGCCUGGAACAGCUGAAGUCCCGGGCCAAGAAGUCUCUGACGGAGUCUCUGGAGGGCAUCUGGAAGGGAAACAGCAGGUACAGAGGUCAGAAGGAGAGCUUCGAGAGUGUAGAAGCUGGCAGCUCUUCCUCUUUUACGACACUGAGCAGCAACAGCAGGGAGCCCUCGCUCUCUGAAGCGACGGUGACGCCGGUGGCGGCCAGCCCGCUGAAGGCCCACAGCUCCACGGGGGACCUCAAGCUCCUGGAGAGCCCCUCCCCCGACCUGCAGAGGCUGGCGUUCAGGCGCAGGGCCAACACCUUCAGCCACCUGCCCGCCUCCCACCAGCCGCCCUCGCAGGCCCUGGAGGAGUCCCCCAGCGUGGCCAAGCCCAAGCUCCUGAGGCACCACUCCGUCGGCACCGAGACGCCCCACCAGCGCAAUGACCUGGACAUCAGGUCCAGCCCAGGACGCGAUGGCUCCGACAGCCCCAUGAGGAUCCGCAGGCACUCUUGGCGGCAACAGAUCUUCUUGCGAGUGGCCACACCACAGAAGAGCUGCGACUCCUCCGGACGAUACGAUGACAGGAGCGAUGCCGGGGAGGCGCCCCCGCGAGCGGCGCUGGGGCCCGGGCUGUGCGAGGGGCUGCUGGGCCCGGUGGCGGAGGAGCGGAAGAGGACCCGGCAGGAGCUGCGGGAGCUCUGGAGGAAGGCCAUCCUGCAGCAGAUCCUCCUCCUGAGGAUGGAGAAGGAGAACCAGAAGCUGCAAGCCUCAGAGAGUGACCUCCGGAACAGGCGACUAAAGCUGGAUUAUGAAGAAAUCACGCCCUGCCUGAAAGACGUGACCUUGGUUUGGGAGAAGAUGCUCAGCACACCUGGCAGAUCAAAGAUCAAGUUUGAUAGAGACAAGAUCCACACUGCAAUGGGGCAAGGGGUCCCCCGCCAUCACCGUGGGGAAAUCUGGAAGUUUCUGGCGGAGCAAUACCAGCUGGCCCACCUGGUACCCAACCAGUUCCCACCCAAGGGCACCCCCUACAAGGAGCUCCUGAAGCAGCUCACCUCCCAGCAGCACGCCAUACUCAUCGAUCUGGGUCGUACCUUCCCAACACACCCUUACUUCUCUGCCCAGCUGGGGGCUGGACAGCUGUCCCUCUACAACCUGCUGAAGGCGUACUCCCUGCUGGACCCAGAGGUGGGGUACUGCCAGGGGCUGAGCUUCGUGGCCGGAGUCCUGCUGCUCCACAUGAGCGAAGACGAUGCCUUCGAAAUGCUGAAGUUCCUCAUGUACGACAUGGGCUUGAGGAAGCAGUACAGGCCCGACAUGAUCAUCCUGCAGAUCCAGAUGUACCAGCUCUCACGCCUGCUUCAUGACUACCACCGAGACCUGUACAACCACCUGGAGGAGUACGAGAUCAGCCCUAGCCUGUACGCUGCCCCGUGGUUCCUCACCAUGUUCGCCUCCCAGUUCCCUCUGGGCUUCGUGGCCAGGGUCUUUGAUAUGCUCUUCCUCCAGGGGGCGGAGGUCAUCUUCAAGGUGGCGCUAAGCCUGCUGGGCAGCCACAAGCCCCUCAUCCUUCAACACGACAACCUGGAGGCCAUUGUGGAUUUCAUCAAAACCACUCUGCCCAAUCUGGGCCUGGUACAGAUGGAAAAGACCAUUAACCAGGUGUUUGAGAUGGACAUCUCCAAGCAGCUCCAGGCCUACGAGGUGGAGUACCACGUCCUACAGGAUGAGCUAAUGGACUCGCCGCUACCCCUGAGCGACAACCAGAAGAUGGAGAAGCUGGAGAAGACCAACAGCAGCCUGCGGCAGCAAAACCUGGACCUUUUGGAGGAGCUACAGAUGGCUCACGCAAAGAUCCACAGCCUGGAGGCCCGAGUGGAGAACCUGGUGGCCAGCGAGGCCAAACUCAAGCAGACGGUGCGCACUUUGGAGCUGGAGAGAGCCGCCCUGCUGGACACAGUGGCGGAGCUGAGAGAGUACAUCAGCACGCUGAAUACCGCCGAGGACAGCACCGGUCAGCCGGGGCCCGAGAAACUGGAGACUGACCUGUCCUGAAGUGUUUGGGCAGAGUGUUUGUGUGUCCUUGUUUUUGCCGAGAGAGAGAGAGGGAGGGAGGGAGGCGGUUUUUUUUUACCCCAGAUUUCCAUGGCGACGCUACGACAGGAAGUUGUGCACUUUCCAUUUCUGGGGACACAGCUUCUCGGCUACGGGGCCCGCCGAAUAAAAAUUACUUUGAGCUGCGAGAGCCAGCCCCCUCCCUCACCGCCGCUGACAGCGUCCCAACCGAAUCGAACACUGCUGUAGACUGUCACCUCAAGCAAAGCUCCGGCGAACCUUAAAACGCACCUCGAGAAAUGCCUUUGAAUAUAACCAUUUGUUACACUAAGCACACCAAUAGCACGCGGAAGAAAGCCGGUUACUUCUUUAGGAGGGGAGGCGGAGCAGUGCAGUCGAGGGAGACGGCUGUUUCUGUCCUGCAGGGGAGCUGGCAGCAUCGCAGCCUCUCCAGUUUAAGUGAUCUGGCACUCGCACCUAUUUUUUUAUAUGCGUUUUGUAUUCUUUGUGAGUGAAAUCACAGUAAAGAUCUGUUCUGUUUGUG